This is a messenger RNA of Nomia melanderi (Alkali bee), 3828 nucleotides long. It is a transcript of the gene Atg9, whose product is annotated as autophagy-related protein 9. The record is from RefSeq and is a predicted model, not a curated record. Gene Ontology annotation, biological process: reticulophagy; autophagy of mitochondrion; protein localization to phagophore assembly site. Gene Ontology annotation, cellular component: autophagosome; phagophore assembly site. Lineage: Eukaryota; Metazoa; Arthropoda; Insecta; Hymenoptera; Halictidae.
GCAGGCGGCGAGCGACUAGCGUACAGGUGAACCACAAAUAGAAAAGAAAAUUCAGUAAAGAUGGUGAGCCAGGACGGUCGACUGGCGGAACGGUUUUAACGUUUCUAAUGUCUAAAUUGUUAGUGAACGUCCACCCUUAUUGCGGCCAAUAUGUGAGUGAGGGUUCAUGAGUUUGCAGCUGGUAGGAAUAAGCGCGGGUCAAUUUGGAGUGCGGGACAAAGCUCGCGAUAAACGAAGGUACGGCCAAGAAGAUGUGCUUUGUUUAUGGAGAUCAGCUGUGUUACCAAACAUUCGUGUCGCUUUCGCCUGGCCGCGUCUGCACGACGCUUCUAUUUUCGUCGGAUAAAGAUGCUUACGGAGCAACUGUCAACCGGUAGUUAAUUAAUCUUAAUGACAUGAAAGAAUGAAACGAGAAACUGUCAUUACCUGUGUAGAGCCAAACCGACGAGCGAAAACGAUGACAACGGUAUUGGAUGGCAGCUACCAACGCAUGGAGCCGUACGAGGGGGAGGAGGACGAUGGAGAAGACGAUGACAAGCAUGAGGAAACACCUCAAGAGUCUGGCGUGAUGAUACAUGUGGUACCUGAAGGAAACAAGGCCAGAUGGAAUCACAUAGAAGAUCUGGAUUCAUUUUUUACAAGGAUGUAUCACUACCACCAGAAGCAUGGGUUCACUUGUAUGAUGUUGCAAGAAGGGCUCGAACUAGGACAAUUCAUUUUUGUAGUUACCUUUUCCACUUUUCUCUUUCAUUGCAUCGACUACUCCGUAUUAUUUAAAGAUAAAGUAAUGAACAAUACCUCGCACAAAACGUCGAUAAACGACGCUAUACUGUCUACCGGGGAAUGUACGGCGUCCAUGGGUCUGAUCACUUGGAUUUGUAUUUUGGUAGCCGCGAUCUUUUGGAUUCUAAGAGCGGUAAAAGUUUUAUACCAUCUCACACAGUUCUGGGAUAUAAAAUUGUUCUUUAACACCGCUCUCAAAAUCGAAGACUGCGAUUUGGAUAAUUUGACCUGGUACGAGGUACAGAAGCGAGUAAGGGAAGUUCAAAAGGAGCAGGAGAUGUGUAUUCAUAAAAGAGAGCUUACGGAGUUAGAUAUAUAUCAUAGAAUACUAAGAUUCAAAAACUACAUGGUGGCUAUGAUCAACAAGUCCUUGCUGCCCGUACGACUCAAAGUCCCUAUCAUAGGAGAAGUUAUUUUCAUGACCAGAGGAUUAAAGUAUAACAUGGAAUUGCUUCUAUUUUGGGGACCUUGGUCGCCAUUCGAAAACAAUUGGCACUUGAAAGGAGAUUAUAAGAAAUCUAACAAGAGGCAAGAACUUGCAAGAGCUUUGUCUAAACACAUUCUAUGGGUUGGAAUAGCAAACUUUGUACUCUGUCCCUUGAUCUUACUAUGGCAGAUACUAUAUUCUUUUUUUAAUUAUGUAGAGAUCAUCAAACGAGAACCAGGUACACUAGGCAUAAGAAUGUGGUCUUUAUAUGGUCGACUGUAUCUCCGCCAUUUCAACGAACUCGAUCACGAAUUGAAUGCGCGGUUGAACCGUGCAUACCGUCCAGCUUCAAAUUACAUGAGUAUAUUUACGUCCCCCAUUAUGACAGUUAUCGCAAAGAACAUCGCUUUCGUGGCUGGAAGUAUACUAGCAGUUUUAUUAAUAUUGACCGUGUACGACGAGGAUGUUUUGACCGUGGAACACGUCUUAACUACUAUAACAAUACUGGGUGCUGUGGUGGCCGGUGCCAGGGCAUUUAUACCUGAUGAGAAUUUGGUCUGGUGUCCGGAAACACUUUUAACCGCUGUCCUAGCGCAUACACACUACAGGCCGGAUAGCUGGCGUGGCCAUGCUCAUACCCAAACGACUAGAGCUCAGAUGGCACAGCUGUUCCAGUACCGUGCAAUUUACCUUUUAGAAGAAUUAAUUUCCCCCUUACUGACGCCUUUUAUUUUGUGCUUCCACAUGAGGCAACGAGCCUUGGACAUCGUUGACUUUUAUCGCAAUUUUACCAUCGAAGUCACAGGAGUGGGUGAUGUGUGCAGUUUCGCGCAAAUGGACGUUCGAAAGCAUGGUAACCCCAUGUGGCAAACAGUGACACAGAGCCCAAUUCUGGAAGACCACACCGCAGGAUAUGACAAUCGUUACUGUAUGGACCCGGAGAAGCUUCAGAUUCCUGUGUCUAAUCAGUACACCCAGGCUGAAGACGGGAAAACGGAGUUAUCUCUCAUACAUUUCACUCUGACCAAUCCCGAAUGGAAACCACCAAAUGAAGCUAAGAAUUUUGUGACUGCCCUCAGAGAAAGGGCCAAGAAAGAAGUGCAAGGAGUACCUGGAGAAAUUAAUCCUCUGUUAGCAAGUCUGAACAGUUUGUCAGGUCUUGGACCAGGGUACAAUGACAUAGUGUCCAACAUAAUUCGUAGUACGAUGGUGAAUCAAAUGAGUAUGCCCAGUGUGAAUAAUGUAUUUAUGAAUCAACCUGGCACCUCAACUGCAUCGGUUAUGGUGGAGGAACCUAUGAUUAUGAAAUCAGACAUUUUGUUGCACCCUGUUAGACAUGGUUCAAGCAAAGUGGAGGGUCCAAUAUAUAACGACAAAGGGUUCCUUUCCGGACUGCAACAAGGAAUGACGAACCAAUCUAUAGGCGCUUCUGUCUUUGGUUCAGGUCCUGAUUUUUCAAAUGAUUUGUCCGUACCAGUGGAAUUAACUGCUGUCGAUAUGUCUCUGUCUACAUUGUACCUGCAUGAACUUCAUCACAGACAAAUUCAGAGGAGAGGUUAUCAAGAGAUGGCCACUAAGAGUAUAUGGCAGCGAAGCCCUGUUCAAGAGUUAGCUACGCUUCCUGAGGUUAGGCAAGAGAGAGCACCCUUGCUGCUGCAUCAGGAUUCUUCGAUAAGGAACAAUAGAGAAUCAAAAUACAACUUGAACACUCAUUUGAAUAGCAUCUGAACAAUGUGAGCAGUGAUUCAUCAUCAUCGUCAUCACCGUUCUGAGAAUAAACUGAUUUUUAUUCGCCUCACGACUGCGAGGACCUCAUCAUUUCUUUUGUGUCAAGGGUAUAGCUUCUGUGUUAUCGAUGUAAAUACAAAAAUUAAUGAUACGUUGCUUGACUAGACUCGCGUGAAGGGGUCAACAAUUUCGAGGAAUGCCUACUUUGACCUGAAGGGCCUAAAUACGAGUGGAUACGAGUAAUCUAUUGUUGUGUUCUUUCGAAAUGUUGCUGUUCAUGCGCUUGCACAAGGCAUUGAAUUCUAUACGAAUUCGCUAGGGGCAUAACUAAAAGAAAGAUAACAACAUUAUUGCGUUUAUUUGCAAAACACGAAUCUUCUCUAUGUGAUAUAACGUCGUCUCCUAGUUUCCCAAUGCCACGAUUCUCUAGUCAUGUGAAAUUAAUCGCGCGCCAUAGAAUAAACAUUUAUUUAUUUGUUGAACGUAGUUACUCGAUCAACACGGUGGCUGAACGUGAACGGCCGAGGCACGCGUAAACAUCGCCUGUAUAUAUUACGCGAAUAUCUCUUUGUUUUCGACACUGUCAUGGCGCAGCUAAGGACCCCGAGGCAAGCUUUGUCCUUUCCGAAAAGAAAAACAACUUGCGGGUUUCUACGAGGCACAGAGGGACAAUUUAGCUCAUCAUUAUUCUUUAUUGCGCGUAAUACGUUCACUAACUCGCAUAAUGACAACUAUGGCUCAUGCAUUAACGAUCUUUCAAUAAAAAAUAACGCGUAACAAAAAUUACUACGAACAUAGUUUUUACUGGCAAAAUCUUCGAAGCUAUUAUUAUGAAUAAUAAUAAUGAAUAAGUAAAUAAUAAUUUAAGGGAUAUCUGUAAUUUAUCAUUA